UGGAUAGAAAAGUGAAGACAAAGUGCCUGCCUUUGGAGCUUACAGUCUGUGGGGAGAUAGACUGUAAACAAAUAUAAUUACAGAUUAUGACAGUUCUCAUGAAGGAAACUAAAAGGACAAUAAGAGACUUACGACUGGGGUGACUCCUCUAGAUAAGGUGAUGGGGAGACCCCUUUAAGGAGGUGAUGUUUGACAGGAGAUCUGAAGGAGGAGAAGGAGCACUAGAGGCAGAAGGGAGAACAGUGCAGAGACUCUGAGAGAAGGAAGGAGCUUGGUGUGCCUGAGGAACUGAGAGUUCACUGUGCCUUGAAGCUUAGUGAGUGGUGAGAAAAGUAGCAUGAUGAGAAUUGGAGAGAUGGGCGGGGGCCAACCCAUGCAGUGUCUUUUAACCAUGUAAGGAGUUGGAUUUUUUUAUUCUAAAAUGCAACAGGGACACCACUGAAGAGCUUUGAUAAGUGUCUGUGUACAUAGGACAGAGAGUGGAUGUCUUGGGGAGAAAGAAUUGGAGAGGGGUGAGAAUUGAAGCUGGGAGACCUUUAGGAGGCUGAUCUUCAUUCAAGAAUCCAUUCUAGGCUCUGGAGAUACUAUAGAACGCAAAGUCCCUGCCCUCAGGAAAUUUCUAUUAUAGUUAGGGGAGGCAGUUAAUGAGUAAACAAAUAAUAUCAGCUAGUACUAAGUAUUAUGUAGAUGAUUAGAAAAACCAGUUGUCUUCAGGUUGAUUCUGACUCGCGGUGACUCCAAAUGUGUAAGCGUAGAACUACUCCAGAGGGUUUUCAAUGGCUGAUUUUUUGGAAGUAGAUGGCUUGCCCUUUCUUCCAAGGUGCCUCUUGGCAGACUUGAGCUGUCAACCUUCAGGUAGCAGUUGAGCUCAUUAGCUGUUUGUACCACUCAGGGACUCCAGAAGAUUAGAAGGGGACAUUUAAGUUGAGGGUUAGAUGUAAAGAAGGAACCAAGCUUGUGAAAUUCUGAGGACAGUCCAGGCAGAAGGAACAAAUAGCAAAUUCAAAAGGCCUAAGGAGGGAAACAGGGGUAGUAGAUGAGAGAUGAUGAUUUAGACCACUGUGGGGGACAGGAGAUCUGGAGAAGGCAGCCCAAGAUAGCCUAAGCACCCCUAGCAUUUAGAGAACAGAGUGAGGGGGAAGAACCAGCAUAUAGGCUUUGAGGUAGGAGGAAAACCAAGGGUGUACUAUUCUGGAAGCUAUGAAAGAAUUAGAGGGGGCAGUGUUUCAAGAGGGAGAGAAUGGUCAGUUGUGUCCAGUGCUGCUGGGAGGUGAAGUAAGAUGAAGAUAGAGAAGUGUCAAGUGGAUCUGUCCACUUGCAAUUCUCUAGUGACACUGAAGAGAUUAGGUGGAAUGGUUGAGUCAAACUAGAUUGGAGAAGAUCGAAGAGUGAAUUAAGAAUUGAAGAAGUGGAGUCAGAUGUUUGGAGAGCUUUUGACGUAGAGGAGAACAAAGGAGCUUUACUGAGGAGGGAGGAAGGUGUGAUCAAAAGGGGAAGUUUUCUUAUUAUUUUUUAACCAAUUAAAAAUAUUCUACUAGAUGCUUUUCAGGAAAAGCUGUUAUGUGAACUCUUAAAGUAUAUGGUUUGAUCAGUUUUCACAAAGUGAACAUAUUUAUCUAACCAGACUCAGGUCAAGAAAUAGAAUGUUACCAGAAGCUCACUUGUGUCUCCUUCUAUCUACUACCCUUACCCCAAGAAUAACCACUAUCCUGAUCUGUAACACCAUAGAUUAAUUUGUCUGUUUUUGAACUUGAUAUAUAUGGAGUCAUUUAGUAUGUAUUAAUUUGUGCCUGUCUUCUUUUGCUCCCCAUUAAGUUUUUGAGAUUCAUCUACACUAUUGUGUCAGUAGUUUGUUUAUUCUCAUUGCUGUAUGAAUAUAACAUAAUUUAUCCCUCUGUUCUACUGUUUAUGGACAUUUGGGUUGUUUUCAGUUUGGAACUAUUACAGUAGUGCUGCCAUGAACAUUAUAUAAAAUAUAUUUCUACUUGGUAUAUACCUGAAAAUGGGAUUGCAAAGCCAUGGGAUGUGUGUGUGUGUGUUUAUGUAUAUAUAUAGUAUAUACUGCUAAACAUUUGGUUGUCCCAGUUUAUACUUCCACUAGCAAUGUCUUAGCGUUCCAGUUGCUCUACAUCCUUACCAACACUUGGUAAUAUCUGUCUUUUCAAUUUUAGCCAUUCCAGUGGCUGUUUGGUGGUAACACAUUUGGUUUUAAUUUGUAUUUCCCUUAUGAUAAGCAAGCAUUUUUAAAAUCUGGGAGAUCCUGGAACGUGCCCAUGUGCUGUUGGGAAAUUUCCAGUAGAGAUGGAGGGCAAGAGCUCAGAGGGAAUGGGCUGCCAAGUAGAGAGACUGAUUUUUUAUUUUUUUUUGAUGCAAUCAGGAACACUUCUCUUGUAGUGUGCAGACCAUAGGCUUCAGAGUUAAAGUGACCUAGAUUUAAAUCCUUGCAUUGCUGCCCCCUAGUUGUGAUCUAAACCCUGGUGGCGUAGUGGUGAAGUGCUAUGGCUGCUAACCAAAAGGUCGGUAGUUUGAAUCCAUCAGGUGCUCCUUGGAAACUCUACGGGGCAGUUCUACUCUGUCCUGUGAUGUUGCUAUGAGUCAGAAUCGACUUGUCGGCAGUGGGUUUAGUUGUGACCUUUAGCAAGUUACUUAACUUCUCUGAACCUUGGUUUUCUCACCUGGAAAUGGAAAAAACAAAUCUACCUUGCCAGAAUUGUGAGGAUGAUUUGAGAUAACAGGAGGUUAAAGUACCUAGCUCAGUGCCUGGUAGAUAAGAAGCAUUCUGACUGUAGAGUAUCAUUGUCUUCUUUACUUCUCAAAAUAUGUAAUUACUUAUCAAUUAUUUCACAGAGGCUUAGCUAAGCUGUAUUGAUAGGCUUUUCACAGCAUUUCCUUUCAAAGCCAUUGCAAUCAUACUUUAAUUGCUUUUUAACGAUAAUAUACAAGAUGAAGCUAAGCCCAUUCUAUAUUAAUGAUCCAUAAUGUGGGAUGCUUUUCUUUAUGCACUUACAGCAUGGAUGCUUUUAACCAUUCCAGGAAUACAUUAGCAACAGUAGGCAAACCACCCACAAUAAACUGGAGACGAUUCUGUAAGCUUGGCUGCGCAGCCAUUUUCUGAUCUGCCACGUCAGAAAGGUCCUUCUUUAAGGUUUGGAGGCAUUUUAAUUAGAUACUUUGAAAGGGUUUCUAUAAAGUCUGUAUACAGUAGGUUCACUAUAAAUGUAUUAAUUUCAAGAUGUAGCUGUCUGUGCAUCCGUGUAAAGCCUGUUGCGGAAGUACCUGGGUACACAGAGCAGUUACUUAAAAUCAGAACAGAUUGGAUAAGAACCUCGGGGACUUUAAUGCCUUAGUUUGGUAGUUAGCAAGGUGGUUUUGGAGUUGCAUUGCAAACCAGCACUCAUUUUACUAGGACACUGACAUUUUGACCCUCCUGCUCCCCACCCCUCAAUCCUCAUGAAAAAGCCCAUGACAAUCUCUGAUCCACUUAAAAUUAUUUGCCUUGGGCAGGGGAACAAGUGGAGAAGUGACCGUUCUAAAAUUACUUAGGAUUCUAGAACCGAAUAGGGAGAAAUCACGUUACCUACCCUCUUGCCUCUUAACUAUGGCUAUAUCCAGCCUACCAGGAAUAGGUCAUUAAUCUUACCCCAUUAUUAACACUAUAAUAUUCCUCUUCAUCAGGGCUAAGUCUCCCAAGAAAUACCAGCAUACCUAUCAAGUUGACAAAAAUCCCACAUGCCAGCUAACCAUUCUUACCAGAGGGUCCUUCCACAGAGAAUAAUAACAUUUUCUUGUUCACUCCCUACUGUAUCUCCCAUCUUCUCCCCUUUAGGCAAAGUGAAAGAGGAAAACCUGGCGAGUUUCAAAAAAGCUCAGUAGGAGAGCAGUCAGACUGUAGUUGAGGAUCAGAUUACCAAGUCCAUCUUUCCUGAAGAGGGUGGGAAGGAACUUUCAAGCCCUCAGUGAAGAUUUGUCAACAGUUUCUUUCAAGACCAGAAGGAGGUGUGCAGAUUUUAUAAUGUGGGCAACCUGCUGCAACUGGUUCUGUCUGGAUGGACAGCCUGAAGAUGCCCCACCCCCCCAGGGAGCCAGGACGCAAGCCUAUUCCAACCCUGGGUACAGCUCCUUCCCCUCUCCAACAGGCUCUGAACCCAGCUGCAAGAGCUGUGGGGCCCAUUUUGCCAACGCGGCCAGGAAGCAGACCUGCUUGGACUGUAAGAAAAAUUUCUGCAUGACCUGUUCGAGCCAAGUGGGGAAUGGGCCCCGCCUCUGCCUUCUCUGCCAACGAUUCCGAGCCACAGCCUUUCAGCGGGAAGAACUCAUGAAGAUGAAGGUGAAGGACCUGAGGGACUAUCUCAGCCUCCAUGACAUCUCCACCGAAAUGUGCCGGGAGAAGGAGGAGCUGGUGUUCUUGGUGCUUGACCAGCAGCCUGUAAUCCCCCAGGCGGACAGGACUCGUGCCCCCACCUUGUCCUCGGACUUCCCUGAGCAGCAGGCCUUCCUGACCCAGCCUCCCACCAGCACAGCACCCCCUACCUCACCCAGCCUCCCUUCCUCACCUGCACAAGCCACCUCUGUGCCCUCAGCCCAGCCUCAGGAAAACCAGCAGGCCAAUGGCCAUGUGUCUCAGGACCAAGAGGAACCCGUCUACCUGGAGAGCACAGCCAGAGUACCUGCCGAGGAGGAGACCCAGUCCCUCGACUCAGAGGACAGCUUCGUCCCAGGCCGGAGGGCCUCUCUGUCUGACCUGACCAACGUGGAGGACAUUGAAGCGCUGACUGUGAGGCAGCUGAAGGAGAUCCUGGCUCGCAACUUCGUCAACUACAAAGGCUGCUGUGAGAAGUGGGAGCUGAUGGAGAGGGUGACGUGGCUGUACAAAGACCAGAAAGGACUCCAGCACCUGGAGGGAGCAGCGUCACCUGGCCUGGAGGAGAACCUCUGUAAGAUCUGCAUGGAUUCACCCAUUGACUGUGUUCUGCUGGAGUGUGGCCACAUGGUGACCUGUACCAAGUGUGGCAAGCGCAUGAAUGAGUGUCCUAUCUGCCGGCAGUACGUGAUCCGAGCUGUACACGUCUUCCGAUCCUGAGGGCUUGUACCGGCUUCUUCAGUGCCUUACAGGGACACAGCCUUGAGUGUCUGGGCUCAGGGUUGGCCAGCUUACAGGGGGCAUACUAACAGAAGAAAAUUUGCAGAACGUUCCCAAGACCAAGGCAGACAGAGAUGCCACGUCACUCCCGGGCAUGCUCGUCUUGCCACUGGUUGCACCUCUUGGCCAACAGAGCCUGAGGCUAGUGGGACUGGUACAGAUUGCUCGGCCAAGACCCUGUUUCGACGACCUUGGAAUGAUUAUAGUAAUUGAUGAACAGACUUUCCAGAACUUGGAUCUGUCUCCUCCUUUCCUCUGAGAACCCAGAUACCUUCUCCUGCAGUUUCACCCUUCCUCCAUCCUGUUCCCCACCCGUCCUGCCAAGAAGCUUGCCUCUGUGUUCCAUCCAUCAGAAGUCCUGCUAGAAAUGGUUCCCUUCCUCCGCAGCACACCUGGUUUUAUUUUUGGUCCCUCUGGCUUUCUGUGCUUUAACCUACCUUUGCUCUUUGCUGACAUCUCUUGGUAUGUUGCCUAGAAUCCAUUUGUUUCUUUGGAUGAAAAAGAUGUUAGCUUACCAGACCAAUAGUGGUCCUCCAGACACAGAAUUUUGGACCAGUAAACUUACCUUUGGUGAAAAAUGAAACACAAAUGUUACUGAAAAAUUUCUAAGUUGUUAAGAGUUAAGGAGCCCUGGUGGCGCAGUGGUUAAGUGCUCAGCUGCUAACUGAAAGGUUGGCAGUUCGAUCCCACCAGCUGCUUCAUGAGAGAAAAGACCUGGCAAUCUGCUCCCAUAAAGAUUCACAGCCUUGGAAACCCCGUGGGGCAGUUCUGCUCUGUCCCCUGGGGUUGCUGUGAGUCAGAACUGACUCCAUAGGAUAGCAAUGACGGGUUUUUUAAAUGGAAAUUUACCUCUGGUGAGAAAUCAAACACAAAUACUAUUGAAAAUUUUCAGAGUUAAGAGUUGCUUCCUUAAGGGCUGGGAUUGGAAGCUGUCAGUCUCCUUACCCCACCUUGAGGGCCAACCAAGCAUCUGGCUCCAAAGCUGCUAAGGAAUUCGUCUCUGUGUGAGGGUGGUGUGGGGGUCAUCUCUGCUGCUUCCUCUCUUAGGGCCUGACUUGGCACCAUCUUUGCUUUUAGUGUAUGAGGAAAGGGAAAGCUUUGGGAGGAAAGAGUGGCUUCUGUUUAACUUUGACUUCUGAUCCUCCUUUUCCAACAAGCGUAAGUUUUAAACUAAUACUUUCCCCUGAGAAUGAAGUCCCUCUCUUUCCACUGGAAUUUCUAAACUUGGUCUCACUGGCUUCCAUAUAGAAGGUUUAGCGACUUAAGCAAAAAGUCUGCUCUUCUCCAGCCUGGCUUCCCAUGAAGUUCCUAGUGACCAAACAUGUAGGACAGACGUCCCAAGAGGUGUCAGAAGGUACUGAAGGAGGCUGGGUUCUGUCCUUGAACAGGCAGCCAGAGGCCUUAAUUCCACAGCUUGCUGGAGUCCCGACUCCCAUUUCCUUUCUCAGUCUACUAAUUUGGGGGCAGAUCAGGAAAAAGCAUUCUCUAGGUCCUUUAGGAAGAGCCAUGUAAUGAGUAGGUUUGAGCCCGCUUAGGAUCUUGACACCACUGGAGGAGCAGAGGGCUUAAGGAAAGUCUAUUGGAGAAGCUCAGCCAAGCACAAAACACACAUGCUAUCAGAAGAGCUGUGUGUCCUCCCACUGUCAAUGGAUGAACUAUGCAAACCUUACACAAGCCUUGGCAGACCUGGGUGUGUAGCCAAGACCUCUCAGACUAGAAGAACCAAUCGUAACUUUGGAAGGCAGUGGGAAACCUCUAAGGGGACCUAUGAUAUUGGCACAGACGUACUUACGCUUCUCUCCAUCAUCAACCACUACCCCUUUGGGGAAAUGAGAUAAUUUUAGAAAGUAAUUGUCAGCUGAACACUGGGCCACUUACCUCAAUAUUAUACCAAGUCCUGGAUGGUCUGAUUCUGGGUCACAGCCUUUGUAGGAGUGGGGGGAGUCACCUUUCUACUGGACAGUAAAUACUAUAGUUUACAAUGCCUACCAGUUUAGCAAAGGGCCAUUCAUUCAGCUACUCUGUUCCACUCUGAAACAGGUCUACAUAUAUAUGCAACUCAGUUAAUAUUUAGCAAUAAUUUCAGGGCAGAAGCUGGCUCUCUGCCAAUUCGUAACUUGCUUUCUGUGUUGAGGCCUUGUCUCCCCACCCACUCUCCCCUUUCAAGCCCCAAAUUCCCUGCUGGACGACGUGAAUUGAAACUAAAAUCCCAAUGGCUGGUUAGUAACCUCAGGAAGAAUUAAGAAACUGAUGUCAUUUAUUCAUCUUGGAGAAAGAACUUAAACUUACCUUUAAAUCUUUUAACCUCUUUUGGUGACGGUUUCCAUUUAGCUAAAAAAGGUACCAAACAACCCUGGCUUUUUGUAACUUCUUUAUUGUUACAUUAAAUAAAAAUUGGGAGUUCUGGAUCUUAUUCCAGUGAAUUGGGAAUCCGGGUGGAAAGCCUGAUUUUUAUCCCUGAAUCCUCCUGCUACCCUUCGUGGAUCCUUGGUUUUCAUUAUCAUGGCAACAUCUAAUUCUUCCAGUUAUCCCUUGGCUUUUGCUGUGAUUGCUGAGAUUUCAGUUGAGACUUGUAUUAAAAGACUUGGACAGUUGACUGGUUCAUAAUACAUUGGAAUAGUUGGAUACAAACUAAUACGAAUAAGCUGUACAGGAAUUAGUGCUCAAUAUAUAUUGUGUAAAUUUGUUGAAAUUUUUGGAUGUGAAUGUGUUACUUCAAGUGGCUUAUAUUGAGAUUUUCUGACUUGGGUGUUGAAGUAACCCAAAUAUGUAUUUUUUUGUUACAGAAGAGCUCUGCUUUAUAAUUUUGUAAUAAAGUUUCAAUAUAGA
Messenger RNA from Loxodonta africana (African savanna elephant), 7969 nucleotides. It is a transcript of the gene RFFL, whose product is annotated as ring finger and FYVE like domain containing E3 ubiquitin protein ligase. Bases 4013 to 5080 code for a protein of 355 amino acids. Lineage: Eukaryota; Metazoa; Chordata; Mammalia; Proboscidea; Elephantidae. Gene Ontology annotation, biological process: proteasome-mediated ubiquitin-dependent protein catabolic process; protein K48-linked ubiquitination; negative regulation of extrinsic apoptotic signaling pathway via death domain receptors. The transcript has 6 exons. Gene Ontology annotation, cellular component: cytoplasm; plasma membrane. The record is from RefSeq and is a predicted model, not a curated record. Gene Ontology annotation, molecular function: ubiquitin protein ligase activity.